CAGUUGAAACUGGAGCAGCAGCACAGUCAGGUGGAAGUUGAAACUGGAGCAGCAGCAUGGCCAGGUGGACUGGGGACAGCAGCAUGGCCAGGUGGACUGGGGACAGCAAGGAGUCAUCAUGUCAGGUAGUCCUGGGGCAUGGUCCUAGGGCUCAGGUCAGUUGAAACUGGAACAGCAGCAUGGCCAGGUGGACUGGGGACAGCAAGGAGUCAUCAUGUCAGGUAGUCCUGGGGCUUGGUCCUAGGGCUCAGGUCCUCAGAGAGAGAGAAAGAAAGAGAGAAUUAGAGAACGCACACUUAGAUUCACACAGGACACCGAAUAGGACAGGAGAAGUACUCCAGAUAUAACAAACUGACCCUAGCCCCCCGACACAUAAACUACUGCAGCAUAAAUACUGGAGGCUGAGACAGGAGGGGUCCGGAGACACUGUGGCCCCAUCCGAGGACACCCCCGGACAGGGCCAAACAGGAAGGAUAUAACCCCACCCACUUUGCCAAAGCACAGCCCCCACACCACUAGAGGGAUAUCUUCAACCACCAACUUACCAUCCUGAGACAAGGCUGAGUAUAGCCCACAAAGAUCUCCGCCACGGCACAACCCAAGGGGGGGGCGCCAACCCAGACAGGAUGACCACAACAGUGAAUCAACCCACUCAGGUGACGCACCCCCUCCAGGGACGGCAUAAGAGAGGCCAAGUAAGCAAGUGACUCAGCCCCUGUAAUAGGGUUAGAAGCAAGAAAAUCCCAGUGGAAAGAGGGGAACCGGCCAGGCAGAGACAGCAAGGGCGGUUCGUUGCUCCAGAGCCUUUCCGUUCACCUUCCCACUCCUGGGCCAGACUACACUCAAUCAUAUGACCCACUGAAGAGAUGAGUCUUCAGUAAAGACCCUCCUCUUCUCCUUUUCAUCCCUCUAUCCCUCCAUUAAGGUUAGGUCUCUCUAUACUUUUUUCCCCUUUCACAAAGAAUGCACUCAAUCUCUCCCCCUCAUGGAUGGAGUUGUGGGUAAUGUAGUUCUUGCAUCUGGUUCCCAGAACGGCUUUGCUGUGGUUCGACCCCCUGGACACCAUGCAGAAGAGAGCACUCCCAUGGGCUUCUGCUACUUUAACUCAGUAGCCAUCGCAGCCCGGCUGCUCCAACAGAGACUCAACGUCUGCAAGAUCCUCAUAGUAGACUGGGAUGUUCACCAUGGCAACGGGACCCAGCAGGCAUUUUACGACGACCCCAACGUGCUGUACCUGUCUCUCCAUCGAUACGACGAUGGAAACUUCUUCCCUGGCAGCGGAGCACCCGAUGAGGUGGGCAGUGGUCCAGGAGUAGGUUUUAACGUUAACAUGGCCUUCACUGGGGGGCUGGAGCCACCUAUGGGAGAUGCAGAGUACCUGGCAGCCUUCAGGUCUGUGGUGAUGCCCAUAGCUAAUGAAUUUGCUCCUGACGUGGUGCUGGUGUCCUCAGGCUUCGACGCUGUCGAGGGUCACCCUCCUCCCCUAGGCGGUUACACCCUCACCUCCAAAUGUUUUGGGUACCUGACGCGUCAGCUGAUGACCCUGGCGGAGGGUCGCGUGGUGCUGGCAUUGGAGGGAGGUCACGACCUCAUGGCCAUCUGUGACGCCUCCGAGGCCUGCGUCUCCGCUCUGCUGGGCAACCAGCUGGUUCCUCUCCCUCAGACGCUUCUGGAGCAGAGACCCAACCAGAAUGCUGUGUGCUCCAUAGAGAAGGUUAUAGAAACACACAGUAAGUACUGGCGCUCCAUGCAGCGUGGCUCCCCCAGGCUGGGCCUGUCUGUGCUGGAGGCUCAGAGAGGAGACUCGGAGGAGGCUGAGACCGUCAGCGCCAUGGCCUCUCUCUCUGUGGCCAACAAACAGAGCAGGUCGGAGGAGGAACCCAUGGAGGAGGAAGCACCAUUAUAGCGGGGGAAGCAUAAGGGCGUCGCACCGUGACUGUCGGCCUCUGCAGCUCGGAAGACUACCUUCUGGAGAGUCUCGACUGUCCCUUUCAUUUAGUCCCUCCGCGCCGUGCCUAUCACCUUGAUUGGCAGCUCCUCUGCCAAUGAGAGAGAGGGAUGGGCUUCAGAGUAGGGAGUCAAUGGGGAUACGAUAUGAAGGAUGGAAGUGACAAAGCGCUGCAGCCAGACAGCUCAGCGUGGUCAGCUCACCGUGACUCUAAAGAGACGUUUGUUUCUGCCAGUCAGACUGAGGCAGCCCCAGAAGACACCCCAGCACCGAGGCAGUGGGUUCUCAGAGUGGAGGCGGAUAAUGGAAGUCUACUCCUGAAGGGAAAGAUCUGGUGCUUUACAGAGCUCCCCCGUGGCCAAAUAUGGAGACAGAGGACAGGACAAGUCCGGCUGUUACACACAGCGUGGACAUUUAUUUUCUCUCCUGCUUUUUUCCCCCUAAAUGGAGGACAUGCUACUGAUGGAGAUGGUGGUUACUGAUGAGAGAUGGCGGACAACAAAGCCCCUAGGAGAAUUGUCGGGCUGUCAUUGGCUGAGGACAGUAGACUUGACUGUGGUUGGCCGUUGAGCAAGCGGCCUUUGCCGUUAUUGGAUGAUGAGUCUAUUGGAUCUUUGCCUUACUGAUGCAGCUGGUAGUUCUGUGAUGGUCCACCAAUGAGAGAGUGCCUUUGUGAAGCUCUGAUGGAUUUCAGGAUUGUGUCAGAAAUUAAGAUUGCCUUAAAUGAUGAUCCUGACCAGGGGAGAGAGAGAAAUACAUUUUCCUGUUUGAUAGAGGACGGGAUGGUGGAAAAAAUGAUCUUUCAGCAUGUUUACCAGGAUUGUGAUGUAGACAGCGUUUGUCUCUCACAGCCUCUUUUAGAGGUCAUUAUACCUUUGGAUUGAUAUAUUUUUCUGUAAAAAUGCUUCAAAAAGGUAGUUGCAAGCAAACAUUUGAAACGUUCAACUUCCAGUUGGUUCGUAAAGCACUGUUGAAGGUUAGCAUUUAGCCUUAUGUAGCUUCCCUUUAUCACAUAACCAAUCGCUAACGGAGAAAAAGCAUGUCUGACCAGAAAGACCUGUCGGUUGCAAGGUUAGAAAGUUAUCCAAAAACUAGUCGAGCAAAAAAAAAAGCCAAAGCAUGAGUUUGCAUCCAGCUCUUUCGUACCACUAGUAACAGCAGGCAUACACAGUAUUACUACUGGCUUUUCAUACCAAGCACACUGUCCGAGAGCUAACGGAUCAAACAUGUAUGUCUCAACCUUUUGUUAAAUAACUAUUGAAUUCCAAUGUAUUGUUUGGCAACUACCUUAGUUAAUAGUUACUAUAAACAUCUUGUCAUGUAUAUUGAAUUGAACAUAUUGUGAAGCCAAGUGUUAAUUUGCCAUCUUUGAAACUAUCAUUUCCACAUCAAGCUAGUCAAUUGACUAAACCAUCAUCAACUUUUUCUUAAUCAACGAUCUCAAGUGGGUGACAAUUCUAUUUUUGGCAUGUAUGAAAAUCUCUAGUUUGUAACAUA
Messenger RNA from Oncorhynchus nerka (sockeye salmon), 3445 nucleotides. Its product is annotated as histone deacetylase 4-like. Gene Ontology annotation, biological process: negative regulation of transcription by RNA polymerase II. NCBI's taxonomy places the organism in Eukaryota, Metazoa, Chordata, Actinopteri, Salmoniformes, Salmonidae. Bases 986 to 1906 code for a protein of 306 amino acids. The record is from RefSeq and is a predicted model, not a curated record. The transcript has 8 exons. Gene Ontology annotation, molecular function: histone deacetylase activity; transcription factor binding. Gene Ontology annotation, cellular component: histone deacetylase complex.